Molecule: messenger RNA, 2543 nt
Organism: Euleptes europaea (tarantolino)
Lineage: Eukaryota; Metazoa; Chordata; Lepidosauria; Squamata; Sphaerodactylidae
Gene: ZBTB17
Product: zinc finger and BTB domain containing 17
Exons: 15
Coding region: 99-2543 (814 amino acids)
Biological process (GO): regulation of transcription by RNA polymerase II
Molecular function (GO): RNA polymerase II cis-regulatory region sequence-specific DNA binding; DNA-binding transcription factor activity; protein binding
Source: RefSeq, a predicted model, not a curated record
UCCGCCCGGCCCCAAGAUGGCGGCGCCCUUUGUCUGUUCCGUGUCACUCUGAGCGUUGCUGCUGCUGCUGCUCGUCGGGAUUAUGUGACGCGCGCGGGAUGGCAGCCAUGCACUUCCCGCAGCACAGCAAGGCGGUCCUGGAGCAGCUGAACCAGCAGCGGCAGCUGGGCCUCCUCUGCGACUGCACCUUCGUGGUGGACGGCAUCGACUUCAAGGCCCACAAGGCGGUGCUGGCGGCCUGCAGCCACUACUUCCGCAUGCUCUUCGUGGACCAGAAGGACGUCGUGCACCUGGACAUCAGCAACGCCGCAGGUCUGGAGCAAGUGCUGGAGUUCAUGUACACCGCCAAGCUGAGCCUGAGCGCCGAAAACGUGGACGACGUCCUGGCCGUGGCCAGCUUCCUCCAGAUGCAGGAGAUCAUCAGCGCCUGCAACACCCUGAGGGCUCUUUCGGGGCCAGCAGAAACCAGCCCAGGCCAGGACGGCCCCCCGGCGGCUGGGCAGGAGAAAGCUGCCGGUGAGGAUGCAGCAGUGGGGGGCACCCUCCGCGAGACAAAGGAGGCCCCGUCCGGAGGGCUCACGAAGGAUGAGGCUGCGGAUCUUGCCGAGGAGACAAAGGAGAGGGGGGUGGCCGAAGCACAGGCCAGCCCCCAAGCUGCAGAGGGCUCUGGCGAGGUGGUGGGAGACGACUCCUUGGGCACGCCCGAGAAGCCAUUGCCAGACUGUCCGCCCCUUGCAGAAAGCAGCCCCGCUUCAAAGCUCCCGUCCUCUGGAGCCACCGAGGCAGUGCUGAAGCUUCCAGCCGAGAUGGAGGUGGAGCUGGAAGAGCGAGACGUCGAUCCCCCCUUGGAGGUAGAAGCCACCCCCCAGGCCCCUGAGCCAAAAGGGGCCCAGCUGGCUAAUGGCAGCCCCCUUGAGGAGAAUGAGUCCGGAGACACCGACUCGGGGCAGGAGAACUCCGCUGGCGAAAUGCGUCUGCUGCGCUCCGGGACGUACAGUGAGCGGACAGAGUCCAAAGCCUACGGGUCCGUCACACACAAAUGUGAGGACUGCGGGAAGGAGUUCACUCACACAGGCAACUUCAAGCGCCACAUCCGCAUUCACACGGGGGAGAAGCCCUUUUCCUGCCGGGAGUGCACCAAGGCCUUUUCCGACCCAGCAGCCUGCAAAGCCCAUGAAAAGACACACAGCCCCCUGAAGCCCUACAGCUGUGAGGAGUGUGGCAAGAGCUACCGCCUGAUCAGCCUCCUGAACCUGCACAAGAAGCGGCACACGGGCGAGGCCAAGUACCGCUGCGAGGACUGCGGCAAGCUCUUCACCACCUCGGGCAACCUGAAGCGCCACCAGCUGGUGCAUAGUGGGGAGAAGCCCUACCAGUGCGACUACUGCGGGCGCUCCUUCUCAGACCCCACCUCCAAGAUGCGCCACCUGGAGACGCACGACACUGAUAAGGAGCACAAGUGCCCCCACUGCGAGAAGAAGUUCAACCAGGUGGGGAACCUCAAGGCCCACUUGAAGAUCCACAUUGCAGAUGGGCCACUGAAAUGCAGGGAGUGCGGGAAGCAGUUCACCACCUCAGGCAACCUGAAGCGGCACUUGCGCAUCCACAGUGGGGAGAAGCCCUACGUCUGUGUGCAUUGCCAGCGCCAGUUUGCUGACCCUGGAGCAUUGCAGCGCCACGUGCGCAUCCACACAGGCGAGAAGCCAUGCCAGUGUCUGAUCUGCGGCAAGGCCUUCACCCAGGCCAGCUCGCUGAUUGCUCACGUGCGCCAACACACGGGGGAGAAGCCCUACGUCUGCGAGCGCUGCGGCAAGAGGUUUGUGCAGUCCAGCCAGCUCGCCAACCACAUUCGCCACCAUGACAACAUCCGGCCCCAUAAGUGCAGUGUUUGCAACAAGGCCUUCGUCAAUGUGGGGGACCUCUCCAAGCACAUCAUCAUCCACACAGGGGAGAAGCCGUUCCUCUGCGACAAGUGUGGCCGCGGAUUCAACCGCGUGGAUAACCUCCGCUCCCACGUGAAGACCGUCCACCAGGGCAAGGCUGGGAUGAAGCUCCUGGAAGGCGAGGAAGGGGAGGAGGAGCUCAACAUUGUGACGGUGUCCUCUGAUGAGAUGGUGACGCUGGCCACGGAAGCCCUGGCGGCCACGGCAGUCACGCAGCUCACAGUGGUCCCGGUGGCAGCUCCGGUCACAGCAGAUGAGACGGAAGCACUGAAGGCCGAGAUCACAAAGGCGGUGAAGCAGGUGCAAGAAGCAGACCCAAACACCCAGAUUCUCUAUGCCUGCGACUCCUGUGGGGAGAAGUUCUUAGACGCCAACAGCUUGGCUCAGCACGUGCGGAUCCACACAGCACAAGCCUUGGUUAUGUUCCAGGCAGAUGCGGACUUUUACCAGCCGUACGGAGCCCCCACGGCGUGGCAAUCCGAGCAGGCCCUCCCCUCCAGCGAGCUCCUCUUCCAGGCACGAGACGGGCACGAGGCCCCACAGCCCUCUGUCACAGACGCCCCACAGCCGGGGGGGGGAGCGCCCGAUUCUGCAGAGUGA